Mauremys reevesii (Reeves's turtle) is the source of this 2681-nucleotide messenger RNA. RefSeq names its product BLOC-1 related complex subunit 7 (gene BORCS7). Bases 195 to 698 code for a protein of 167 amino acids. Gene Ontology annotation, cellular component: BORC complex. The record is from RefSeq and is a predicted model, not a curated record. The transcript has 5 exons. NCBI's taxonomy places the organism in Eukaryota, Metazoa, Chordata, Testudines, Geoemydidae.
GAGGAAAGGGGAGCAACACUGUAUCCUCUCCCAGACAGGACCUGGGAGGGAUCAGGCUGAAAUCGGUCUGUGCCCUGGCUGCCAUAGUGAGGAUUCUGCAAGGAAACUGUGCUUUAAUAGUGCAGGGGGUUGGCAAACCCUCCCCGCUCCUAACAAAACAUGUGGCCUAGGCCCUCGCCCAGGGCGGGGUGCCCAUGGGACCCCACGAGGGGUCACUAAGCAGGGCCAGGCCCCUCAUUGCAAGGCUCACUGCCGCUGCUGCAGAGACCUGUGGACCCUGCUUCGCCUUCCCCUCUAAUCUGUCCUCCGGCCCUUGCCGUCGCCCGGCCUUGAGGGAGGGGCGGGGCGUGGGCUGUGGCAGCCCGAAGAUGGCGGCGGCUCCGGCGGGGAGCGCGGCCGAUGCCCAGGCGCGGUUCGGCCGCUCGGUGAAGGGGCUGUUGAUCGACAGGGUGACCGGCUGCGGCACUGACGUGAUCGCCCUCACCAAGCAGGUGCUGAAAGGCUCGCGGAGCUCCGAGCUCCUGGGUCAUGCUGCUAGAAACAUGGUGAUGCAAGAAGAUGCCAUCCUGCACUCGGAAGAUAGUCUAAGGAAGAUGGCUAUCAUAACCACUCAUCUCCAGUACCAACAAGAAGCUAUCCAGAAGAACGUCGAGCAUUCAUCAAAUCUGCAGGACCAGCUGAGGCACCUUCUGAAAUGAAGCGGGAGAAGCGAAAUACCCAGCACACCUAGCGAGAGCUGAUGGGAUGACCUGUGUCAGUGGAGCUCCAGAGUCUCUUCCUGCUUCAGCAGUUACAUUGCAAGGCUGAGCUGUGCUGAAAGUCAGUUGUGAAAAUGCAGUGUGUGUGUUACUGAACAUGCAGGGCUGUGGAUAGGCAUGGGACGGCUCUGUAACCUGCUCAUCACAAGCUCUCCCUAUACUGAAGGCUAGAUCACUUGCUUGCGCUUAAUUUAAAGCAGACUUUACCAAAACCUUCCAGUGACUAACACUUUUCAUGUCCAUUUUCUUUUCUGCGCAAUGUACUAUUUGAAGAGCUGUUUUCCUCUCCCCAAGGCAUUGUGCCGGUUCAGCUAAUGAAUCAAAGGCAACGUGUGUUAUUAUUUAUAUUCAGCCCAAUGCCAAACACAUGACUUAGGUUCCAUUGAAACCCGUAUGGCUUUCCUGGGCCCUCUGCUCUAGGGUGAAUUCCCCCCUUGUCAAUAAUUUCUGCUGAAUAUGGACCUGUUCUUCACAGAAUUAACUGGAGUGGUGACGGAGAUGCACUGCCCAACAGCUUGAGUUGCAUGGUUCCAGCGUUCUUCAAACAAGGUUACAUUCCCCACCCCCAAAGUACAGAAAGUAGGGCCAGCAUUUCCACAUGGGAACCUACAUUCACAUUUUGACAUGUAAACAAUCAUCCUUUUUUUUCCGGAGAAUCGAGCCACCACCACUACCAGUUUGGUCAGUGCGCACAUCAUCUUUGAAAAUCAGUUGCUUAAAUAUGGCUAUAGGUACCUAAUUUGAGCCAGAAUUUUCAAACCCAGGUGUGUAGGUACAUAAAGCAUGUGAUGACUUGCCUGGUCCUUUGUCACCAGAGUGUCAUGAGUGUCAUUAGCACUGUGCUGUUCCUUUGUCACCUGCCCAAUAGGGUGUCUGUUUCAUGAAUGUCAUUAGCACUGUACUGUUCCUUAGUUUCUGUGUAUAAUGUAAAGCAGGGGGUUGGAAUGUUAUAUCUCUUGCCAAUACAUCUGCUGUCUGUUUUGGCCUUCAACUGCAUUCCUCCUAUUUCAUUGCUGUUAUGGCUCUUGAUUAAGCAGCCUUGGAUUCAUUAUGUAACUGUGUACAGAAUCAGUAAACUAUUCAGAUAUACAGCUGUGAGGUACUAAUAGUGUGUUUAAAGGAUGCCAUCAAUGGACCUGCUUCCAUUAAAGUCAGUGGCAAAGCUCCCAUUGACUUUAAUUUGGGCCCAAGACAAAUAUGCUGUAUGGUGGUUGCUGGUUUUUUUGUAUAUUGCUUUCCCAUGUCACUAAUAGCCUCUCCACUUACUCAUCGGAGAAGCACUUUAUUCACUGAGUGUGCUUGUCAUCACUUUUUAAAAUUGCAUGCAGCUUGAUCAGUGAGAUGAGAUGAAAUAUUUCUAUGUGAUGAUGUUUCUAUAGAGAGAGACAAGACCUGCUUCUAGGGGGGAACAAGACAAGCUUUCGAGCUAUGGAGACGGGGUGCUGGAACAAGGAGCUGAGAGUCAUUGAACCAAACUGUAAACCCUGUACAUCAUGGAAAUCACUUCAAGCCAGGGGAUGCUGCAGCACCCCUAGUUCCAGCACCUAUGUAUGCAGAGCUUUCCUUUGGGUCUGUUUCAAAAGUCAGUUUCACUUGUGAGUCUCCUGCACAAUGCAGUGCAGUUAGGUUGGGCUUUCCACAUGGCAGAGGAAGGUUUAAAAAACACACGUGCUGUUUUGAUUGUUUGUUUGUUUUUUAAUUCUGAGAUUUAUAUUCCUAUUUAGAUAUUUUUUAUCUCUUUUUUAAUACAAAGCCUAUAGUGAGGGUGUCAUUACAGUACAGUGCUGUAGAUAGCUGCUGAGGAGGACUAGUCCAGAGGAUGCUGUCAGAUCCAAUGGCCCAAAUAGGUUGACAGUUAGUGCUAUAUGUUGUAUUUUGUUUGCUCCUUCUGCACAUGGUGUGUUAGGUUAAUUGUUAAGAAAA